This is a messenger RNA of Lathyrus sativus (Indian pea), 489 nucleotides long. The record is from the annotation of a GenBank genome assembly. Lineage: Eukaryota; Viridiplantae; Streptophyta; Magnoliopsida; Fabales; Fabaceae.
AUGGCUUCUCUGAUUCACAAUUGGAGGACUCAAAAAGCUACAAUAGUGUUAUUAUUUAUAAUAUGUAUUUCAUUUUCUUCUUCAGUUGAAGAAACCAUAAUAGCAUCUCCAAAGAAAUUAGACUAUCCAGUGGUUGAUCAACCGGCACAAUACACUGACGUCAAGUGUGGAUCAUGUCCUUGUGGUUAUACCUGUGCUGACCAAUCUCCUCCACCAUCACCACCUCCUUGUCAACCACCACCACCACCACCUCCUCCACCACCUCCGCCGCCAUCACCACCUCCUCCUCCUCCCAAGUAUCCCUCAUGUCCUCAAAAUUGCAACCCCUUGCCACCGCCGCCACCAAGAUUCAUAUAUGUACCACCAGGUCAGGUAAACCAACCUAAACCAUAUUGGAUAUAUUAUUACUCUGGAGCUCAAAACAAAGGCGUGAGUUUACUGGUUUUGGCUUUGGGAGGAGGACUCUCAAUUGCAACGGUAUUUGGAUGA